AUGAUUAGAGACAUCAGGUACAUUGCAAACAAUUUUGCUGUGUUGAGCAAAAUUAUAACGGUUUUUGAGAAAAAAGACACAAAUAUCAAGAAGGGAUACGAGAUUUUAUCUUCUCUGAAAUUUGAAGAUGUUCGUAUUGGUAUUACAAGGUAUUUGAGACAAAGGCUGUCUGAUCAUUUGAUCGGAGACCUAUAUAUAGUGGUGUGA
This is a messenger RNA of Enterospora canceri, 207 nucleotides long. The record is from the annotation of a GenBank genome assembly. NCBI's taxonomy places the organism in Eukaryota, Fungi, Microsporidia, Enterocytozoonidae.